ACUCUUGGUCCGAUCACAACCGAUUAUUUAAAAGGAACUAUGGAGUUCGGGAGAUCAAGCAAGAGGGUCAAGUUGAGGACUGAGGAUCCAGGAGAGUCACCUGAUGAAGAUAACGGGGAUGGUCGAGAUGGGAAGCUGAAUUUCCUAAUCCUUGGGGAAAAGGAAAGUCUAGAAGAGGAGGGGAAUGAUACGGAA
Molecule: messenger RNA, 195 nt
Organism: Striga hermonthica
Lineage: Eukaryota; Viridiplantae; Streptophyta; Magnoliopsida; Lamiales; Orobanchaceae
Source: the annotation of a GenBank genome assembly